Messenger RNA from Eucalyptus grandis, 1308 nucleotides. RefSeq names its product formin-like protein 14. Bases 140 to 904 code for a protein of 254 amino acids. The transcript has 4 exons. The record is from RefSeq and is a predicted model, not a curated record. NCBI's taxonomy places the organism in Eukaryota, Viridiplantae, Streptophyta, Magnoliopsida, Myrtales, Myrtaceae.
AGAAAAUAUUAGGUGCGCCGGGCGCUCCACGUCACCGUGCGCCCCGCCCAAUCAGGAUACGACACGUGUCGACACGUGGAUCUGGGUCCCACUUUUAUUUUUAGUCGAAUUUUUGCCGCGUCCUUCUCUCUCUUCAUUAAUGGCCGCGUCCUUCUCCCGCCUUUCGCAUUUGAAGUGCCCUUUCUCUUCUGUCUUCUCCCGCACGAAGUCUCUCUCACAAAAAUCUUCCUCUGCCUCCUUCGACACCGACGAUCAGCACCGGCCGAGCGCCCUCCUCGUCCGGCGGUACUCGAUCUCCGCCGCCGCCACCGCCACCGCCACCGCCGCCUCCUCGCCGCCCUCGCAGCUCCCGCUGGCCUCCAAGAUCCAGAGCGGCUUCGAGCCGCGGAAGUCGUUGCCGACCUCCGCCUCCUUCGACGCCAACGACCAGCACCGGCCGAGCGCCCCCUCAUCCGGCGUUACUCGAUCUCCGCCCCCGCCGCCGCCACCGCCGCCGCCUCCUCGCUGCCCUUGCAGCUCUCGCUGGCCUCCAAGGUCCAGAGCGGCUUCAAGCCGCGUAAGUCGUCGUCGACCUCUGCCUCCUUCGACGCCGACGACCAGCACCGGCCAAGGGCCCCCUCGUCCGGCGGUACUCGAUCUCCGCCGCCGCCGCCGCCGCCUCCUCGCCGCCCUUGCAGCUCCCGCUGGCCUCCAAGGUCCAGAGCGGCUUCGAGCCGCGGAAGUCGUCGUCGACCUCCGCCUCCUUCGACGCCGACGACCAGCACCGGCCGAGCGCCCCCUCGUGCGGCAGUACUCGAUCUCCGCCGCCGCUGCCUCCUUGCCGCCCUCGCAGCUCCGCUGGCCUCCAAGGUCCAGCGGCUCGCGGACAAUGUCCAGCUUGCGAGGCAGGAUUUCUUGGAGCUGAGACAAGAGGCGAGCGAACUGCAGGAGUAUUCCAACGCGAAGCUCGAUCGAGUCACGCACUACCUCGGCGUUCUCGCCGACAAGACGCGGAAACUAGAGUAAUUAUGAUAGAAAAGAAUCACCUUUUCUGGCGAAAGAAUUACUUAGAAUUUAUACAAAGGAGAAAAGUUGGAGGGAGCGACUCUUGAAAAAUGGCAUUGUAAAAUCAUCUCCAAUGCCACCACGGACACGUCCUGAAUGCGUGGGGACUGAGGAGGAUCCUAAGUGCAUUAUAUGUCAGCAAUAUCAGUUUUAUGUGAUUGUAGGCCAUCUGCUUUUGUUUGUCUUGAGGUAUGUGGAAACUGUGUUCUGGUUUAUUAUCCUGUCAAAUUAGUUGAUUUGUAGUGCAAAUACAAGCCUAGUACA